This is a messenger RNA of Erigeron canadensis, 2017 nucleotides long. Its product is annotated as probable carotenoid cleavage dioxygenase 4, chloroplastic. The coding region runs from base 1 to 1779 and encodes 592 amino acids. NCBI's taxonomy places the organism in Eukaryota, Viridiplantae, Streptophyta, Magnoliopsida, Asterales, Asteraceae. Gene Ontology annotation, biological process: carotene catabolic process. Gene Ontology annotation, cellular component: chloroplast stroma. The record is from RefSeq and is a predicted model, not a curated record. Gene Ontology annotation, molecular function: carotenoid dioxygenase activity. The transcript has 2 exons.
AUGGAGAUGUUGCCUCAGUUUAUGCAUACUCCAUUGUCUCAUAAGCUGUCCAAAAGGGUAAAAUCUAGACCAGCAUUCAUAGUUUCCAUUAUUAGAUUAAAUGAAGGCGUACAUGAAACAAGAAAAACCCAUAAUUGGCCAAACCAAAUUCAACUUCCUACAUUCAUGAAACCAAAAUUAUCUUUUCAGCCAGAGUUUAGUAAAAAAUUGUCUGAGCUGAAAUUACUUGAAAAAUUACUUAAAACAUUUGAUAGAGCAAUCAUCAAAUUCAUUGACCCUCCUCUUCACCUAUCCGUUGACCCGAGCUACAUUCUAUCUGAUAAUUUUGCACCAGUUGAUGAGUUGAGCCCAACUGAAUGCAAGGUAGUACAUGGGUCAAUCCCUAAAUGCCUUGAUGGUGUGUACAUACGAAAUGGGCCAAAUCCACGAUUUGUCCCUAAUGGGCCACACCACUACCUUGAUGGCGAUGGGAUGUUGCACUCCAUUAAGAUCUCUCAAGGCCUAGCCACUUUAUGCAGCCGCUACGUGAAGACAAAUAAGUAUCUUUCUGAGGACAAAGCUAGAUCCUGUGUAGUACCCAACAUUAUUGGAGGUAUGCAAAGUGCCGGUCCCUUUAUUGCUCGCAUGGCAUUGUUCUGUGCAAGAAUUAUAUCAGGGCAAUAUGAUAUUGAAAAUGGCAUUGGUGUUGCUAACACCAACUUAGCCUUUUUUGGUGGCAGUUUGUACGCAUUAUGCGAAUCUGAUCUUCCCUAUGCAUUAAAAGUCCAAGAAAAUGGUGACAUUAUAACUUUAGGUCUCCAUGAUUGCAAUGGGAAGCUUUCCAAAAACAUGACUGCUCAUAUAAAGAUCGAUCCAGAGACUAAAGAAGCUUUUGCAUUUCGUUACUGGGCAACGCGUCCGUAUUUGACUUACUUUCAUUUUGAUGCAAAUGGAAAUAAGCAACCUGAUGUCCCCAUCUUCUCUAUGGACCAACCAUCGUUAACUCAUGACUUGGCUAUCACAAAAAAGUAUGCGGUAAUAUGUGAUAUUCAACUUGGAGCGGAUCCAAUGAACCUUAUCCGUGGAAGACAUGUUGUAAGCAUAGAUCGUGCAAAAGUUCCAAGAAUCGGUCUUCUUCCAAGAUACGCAAAGGAUGAAUCCAAUAUGAAAUGGUUUGAUGUGCCCGGAUUCAAUAUAUUUCAUGCCGUCAAUGCAUGGGACGAAAUGGAUGAUGAAGGCAAUGAGGUUGUGGUGAUGGUUGCACCAAAUAUAUUGUCCAUGGAGCACUUCUUGGAACGGGUCGAUUUGAUCCAAACAUCAAUGGAGAAAGUAACCAUUAACAUUGGGACCGGGGUUGUUUCUAGACAAACUUUAUCUACUGAUAACUUGGAGUUUCCUGUCAUCAAUCCAUCUUACAUUUCAAAAAAGAACAGGUAUAUUUAUGCAGCAGUUUGUGAGAAAACGCCAGUAAAAUCAAGGAUGAUGAGGACAAUAGGUGUGGCAAAACUUGACAUUACAUUGUCUGAACCACAUGAGUACACGGUGGCUAGUCGGAUGUAUGGAGAUAAUUGUUAUGGUGGUGAACCUUUUUUUGUUGCAAGAGACCCAGAAGAUUUGAACGCGGGAGAGGAUGAUGGGUAUCUAGUUUCAUAUGUGCACAAUGAAACCUCGGGUGAGUCGAGGUUCUUGGUGAUGGAUGCCCGGUCACCAACUCUAGAUUACGUUGCAGCUGUAAAUCUGCCGCAACGAGUGCCUUAUGGUUUACAUGGGAUUUUUAUUAGGGAAAAGGACCUCGUUUGAUGAAAAUGUGAUCACUCUAACUUUAUCAUAUAUAUUGUUCCUACCACCGGUAUAGGAUUUUUUUAAUAACACAGCAGAGCAGAGGGUAUGUAGGUUUUUGUGCUUUUUAAAUAAGAUCUACUAGUAUUUAUUAGGUGUUGGUGCAAUGGUGGUUUGCAGUUUUAUUGAGGAAUACAAAUCAGAUGUGUGAUAUGAAGUUAUGGAAAUAUGAACAGGGCCAGUGAUGAGCCUUUGACAA